UUUUUUUCCUUUCUUUAUUUUUUCUCCUCCUUCUCCUUCUUCUUCUGCUCUUUCUGUGGCGUGGAGAACUAAAGGCUGUGCAGCCUGCACUUUACCAGGGACUUUGACAACAAGCAGGAUGCCCCAAAAAGGGAGACAUUAAAGUAGUGAAAACGGCAGAUGAUUGACUAAAUUGUUAUAGCGUGGACAGUCAACUCUGUUUCCAGAAUACCACAACCAAGCCACGUGGGAGUCUGGAGUAGCCUCAAUGAUGCAGAACAAGGUGUAUGACAUCUGUGAUGAAGGUCACAGUGGCGUAAACCAGCUUGGUGGUGUGUUUGUUAAUGGUAGACCGCUACCGGAUUCCACCAGGCAGAAAAUAGUUGAACUUGCUCACAGUGGCGCUCGACCCUGCGACAUCUCCAGGAUACUGCAGACCCAUGAUGAAGUCCAAGUGCUGGACAGUGACAAGGUGUCCAACGGCUGCGUGAGCAAGAUCCUGGGCAGAUACUAUGAGACUGGCUCCAUAAGACCGAGAGCAAUAGGCGGCAGCAAACCCAGGGUCGCCACACCGGAGGUGGUCGCGAAAAUCGCGCAGUACAAGCGGGAGUGUCCGUCUAUCUUCGCGUGGGAGAUCCGUGACAGACUCCUGUCAGAGGGGAUCUGCACCAACGACAAUAUACCCAGUGUGUCAUCGAUAAACAGAGUCCUUCGCAACCUGGCUAGUGAAAAGCAACAGAUGGGCGCAGAUGGCAUGUAUGACAAGCUGAGAAUGCUCAACGGUCAGACAGGAACUUGGGGGACCCGGCCCGGCUGGUACCCCGGAACAUCAGUGCCAGGACAGCCCAACCAAGAUGGCUGCCAACAACAAGACCCCGCAGGAGAAAACACAAACUCCAUCAGCUCGAACGGCGAGGACUCGGAGGAGACGCAGCUGCGGCUGCAGCUCAAGAGGAAACUACAGAGAAACCGCACGUCCUUCACUCAGGAGCAGAUCGAGGCGCUGGAGAAAGAAUUUGAAAGAACUCAUUAUCCAGAUGUUUUCGCGCGAGAGAGACUAGCGGCGAAGAUCGAUCUGCCCGAGGCAAGAAUACAAGUAUGGUUUUCAAACAGAAGAGCGAAGUGGAGGCGAGAGGAGAAGCUGCGGAACCAGCGCAGACAGGCCAACAGCUCCAGUCACAUCCCCAUCAGCAGCAGCUUCAGCACCAGCGUCUACCAGGCCAUCCCUCAGCCAACCACACCGGUGUCUUUCACCUCGGGGUCAAUGCUGGGUAGACCUGACUCUGCGCUCACAAACACCUACAGUGCUCUGCCCCCCAUGCCCAGCUUCACCAUGGCAAACAAUCUACCUAUGCAACCCAGCCAGACCUCCUCUUAUUCCUGCAUGCUGCCUACCAGUCCGCCUGUGAACGGGCGGAGCUACGACACAUACACGCCCCCUCAUAUGCAGGCACAUAUGAACAGCCAAUCAAUGACCACUUCUGGUACCACCUCAACAGGACUCAUCUCUCCUGGAGUGUCUGUCCCUGUCCAAGUCCCAGGGAGCGAGCCUGACAUGUCUCAAUACUGGUCAAGACUACAGUAGAGAGAAGAGCUACUUCACCCUGUAAACACCCACUUCACCAUCGCCCUCCGGCAGUGCUCCUCACACAUUCACAGCACAGGAGAGUAGAGAAGGCGAGAGAGGGACGAGGAGGAGGAGGAGGAGAUGAAGAGGCAAAAAGGACGGGAAAGGAGAGGAGGAAAGAAAGAAAAAGAGACUCUGCGAGAGUGUCGGGACGUCUGGGCUGUUUUUUUUUUCCAUUGGGACUUUGUGCUGUUCUGUAGCUCUAGGCACAUUCAAAUGAGGACUGGGAGGAGAGAACAACAAUGGAAAAAAAAAGAAAAUGGACAUCUGUAAAGUGCCCAGUGUUAAAAUUUUUAUGGAACAAAAACUUAUCUGUUUGUUUUUCUAUUUCCAACUUCAGUCAUUGUUUCCUUUUUUCUCUGGUGUGUUUGUAAAUGGCCAUUUGUAUGUUAAUAUGAAAAACCAAGAUCAAGUACUGAUAGAUGGACUGCUAGAAAACCAUGUUGGUCUUGCGUUUGUUUUGCGAGCGAGAGGAGAAACCCCGAGAGAUUCUGCCAUGACUAUCUUUUAAUCUGCUUAUAUCGAGACUUUCUACCAGACUUUGCAUGGUCUCUGGACGCUUUUUGCAUAUCAUUUUACGCCGAAAAGCUGGAGGGAAGACUCUUACUGUGUCAGAAAAAAAUAAUAAUAUUUAUUGAUCUUAUUUCUUACGAAUGGAUAUUUAGCAGAGGAAACUCAAACUCGAUCCAUCCACUGAGGCUGUGGUGUCGACUCCUCUGACACGGGCCUUUGCGUUUGCUGGCUUAUUAGAAACGGAUCACUGUACGACAAGUAGACGGAGCAACUCGGACCUCGCGCUUCGGUGGUUGGAUUGACCCUAGAUUACCACGGAGAACAUUAAAUGUGGAAAAACAGGCGUAAAAAGAAAACCUGUAGUCUGUAAAUGGUAGGCUGCGUCUUCGAUAUAAUCCAGUUUGUUUUUUGUCAAAAUGUAAAGUACUUGUCUUCCCUAAGGAAAUCUUCCAGAAAGAUUUCUCAAUAAAAGUUGAUUUCAUUUUA
This is a messenger RNA of Solea senegalensis (Senegalese sole), 2605 nucleotides long. It is a transcript of the gene pax6b, whose product is annotated as paired box 6b. The coding region runs from base 248 to 1564 and encodes 438 amino acids. The transcript has 14 exons. The record is from RefSeq and is a predicted model, not a curated record. Gene Ontology annotation, biological process: anatomical structure development; regulation of transcription by RNA polymerase II. Gene Ontology annotation, molecular function: DNA-binding transcription factor activity, RNA polymerase II-specific; RNA polymerase II cis-regulatory region sequence-specific DNA binding. Lineage: Eukaryota; Metazoa; Chordata; Actinopteri; Pleuronectiformes; Soleidae.